UCUCUCUCUCACUCUCUCUCUCUCUCUCUCUCUUCUCUUCCAUUGCAAACUGGGAAUUGGAAAAAGAAGAAAGAGCAAAAGACAUCAUAAAGAAAUUGACUAAUCCAUCAAACCCAUGUAAACAGUACUGUCUUACUACCAUUUUCUCCUUUCUUCUCGGUAAAGCACAAAUAUCUGCCCCUUCCUCUCUGUCUCUUUAUUUUACCGCACAAGACUUUCUUUGUUUCCUUUUCCAUUGAAGAAGAAAGAUGCCAAGGCCAGGCCCUAGACCUUACGAGUGUGUAAGAAGAGCUUGGCAUAGCGAAAGACACCAACCCAUCCGAGGUUCCAUCAUUCAGCAGAUUUUAAGGCUCGCUAUCGACACUCAUAGCACAGCUACUAAAAAAAACAAGGAAUGGCAAGAUAAAAUACUUACUGUCAUCUUCAAAGCUGAGGAGAUUAUGUAUUCCAAAGCCAAUUCUGAGUCGGAAUAUAUGAACCCGGAAACCUUAUGGGACCGUGUUAAUGAUGCCAUCAACACGAUUAUCCGUAGAGAUGAGAGCACUGAAACAGGAGAGCUUUUGCCACCUUGUGUUGAAGCGGCCCUAAAUCUGGGGUGCCAUCCAGUGAGAGCUUCGAGGAGCCAACGGCACUGUAUUCCUAGGACUUACCUAACACCAAGAGCACAAGAACCUAUUUCUGCAGCUCCUAGGGUUUUGGAUAAAGGUGGUGAGGAAAGGUGUCCUCAGUUAUCGCCAGUUCACUCUGGCAGUCAAUUCACAAGAAUAGCCACCAAUGUGAAUUCGAACAUUUCGGUUUCACAAACUAACCGUCAUAGUUAUCCUUUCCUGUCUGACAAUUGUCCACCUGGCCAUGACCAAUUGACGAGGAUGGAAACUAACACCCGGCCGAACUUGGGUCAAGUUUAUCCCCUGUAUUAUGGAAUUCACUAUCAAAAUGUAGAGUCUCAGACAGGUUCUCCAGUUCAGGAAAAUAUAGCAUCUGAUAAUAUAAUUGUUGGGAGACCUAUUGGUACAUCGGUUGCACAGCCAGUUGAAAUCGGUUCCUUGCAGAAUCUCUUUUCAUCUUCUGAUGUUGAUGUUGGUGGUAAAAGAAUUGGACAGCAAGAUAUCAGGCACACCAAUGAGAAGUCAUUUGGGACAGAAUGUGAUUUGUCCUUGCGGUUAGGUCUAUUUUCUGACCCUUGUAUGCAUGUAGAAAAGAAUUCAAUCGGUGAAACUGAAGAUGUUGGUCCAAGCAGCUCUCAAGAAGGGGGCAAAGUUAAUGAGGCUUUUCAACAAAAGAGUAAAGAGUUCUGUUUUUUUCCGGAAAGGAAUGUGAAUGAUCAUUAUGAAUCAUUUUCAAGAAAGUGGAUUAUAGACAUUGAAGGUCGCAAUUUGGGGGCAACAAUGAGAAAACGUAAGGCAACAUUUGGAGGCAAUUCGGAAGAUGAACAAUUUUGCUGGCAACCAGGGCCCUCAUCUAAUAAUUGAAAAAAUGGGCCAGGUUUGUAGACAAUACUUUUUUUGUUGUAGUUUGUCCUUCAAAAUUGAAGAUCUCUGGAUCGUUUUAGUGAAUCCCUUUUGCAAUCUUUAUUUUCUAAGUAGAUCUGAUUGUAAAAUUUAAAUGCUGACCAAGAGUUGCAUUGUUGGGAUGCAGCGGAGAGUGAAUUGUAAAUAAAAUCUGAGCAUGAUUGAUAUCUAA
Molecule: messenger RNA, 1683 nt
Organism: Theobroma cacao (cacao)
Lineage: Eukaryota; Viridiplantae; Streptophyta; Magnoliopsida; Malvales; Malvaceae
Biological process (GO): regulation of DNA-templated transcription
Molecular function (GO): transcription coregulator activity
Source: RefSeq, a predicted model, not a curated record